Eublepharis macularius is the source of this 3743-nucleotide messenger RNA. RefSeq names its product glycerophosphocholine phosphodiesterase 1 (gene GPCPD1). The transcript has 20 exons. NCBI's taxonomy places the organism in Eukaryota, Metazoa, Chordata, Lepidosauria, Squamata, Eublepharidae. The record is from RefSeq and is a predicted model, not a curated record. Gene Ontology annotation, molecular function: starch binding; glycerophosphocholine phosphodiesterase activity. The coding region runs from base 248 to 2278 and encodes 676 amino acids. Gene Ontology annotation, biological process: glycerophospholipid catabolic process.
GCCCGGCGGCGGCGGUCGCCGCCUCAGCUCGGGCGGCUGUAACCGGUUUAGGGCAGGAAGCGGCUCAGUCAUCGCAGGCUCCGGCUCGGGCUGCGUGAGGGAGGAAGCUGAGCUGGCCUGAGGAGAGCGCUGCCUGUCGCCGCCGCCCGUCUGCACCCCCUAUCACCCCCUCCGCCCCAAGCCCGCUCGCGGCCCUUCUCCGCCUUCAGUAGGCUAGAUACAGCAAACAUUGACAUUGUUUACAAGUAUGGCUCCUUGUCGGGUUACCUUUGAAGUAAGAGGAGAAGCACCACCAGGAGUAGUUUUUGCCAUAUGUGGAAACUGCAAAUUUCUGGGACGCUGGGAUCCACAGUGUGCAGUAAUCCUUAAACCUGAAGAUGAGGCUGGUGAUGUUCUGCUCUGGAAAGCUACAGUUAACCUCCCUAAAGGAGAUGAUAUUGUCUAUCGGUACUUUCAGGGGACCUUUUUACAACCCCAGACUCCCGGUGGUCCUUGUCAAGUCAUAAUUCACAAGUGGGAGACUCAUCUACAUCCACGAUCAAUAACCCCUUUAGAGGAUAUUUCCGUGGAUGAUGGAUACUUUGGAAUCUAUGACCAAGUGGAAAGCGUUGAUUCUGGGUGGCUGACAUGUCAGACAGAAAUAAGGCUGCGUCUGCAUUUUUCCGAGAAACCACCUGUAUCUAUAACUAAGAAAAAAUUUAAAAAAUCUAGAUUUAGGGUGAAACUUACGCUGGAAGGUUUGGAGGAAGAGGGGGAAGAUGACGAUGAUGAUGACAGACCCUCUCCUACAAUUCAGCAGAAAAUGGCAAACACACUAGAGAUCUCUGUAAUCAGUGACACUCAGUUCCAGUCUCGGCAUUCUCAGCCAGAAUGUGGCUAUGCUUUGCAGCCUGACCGAUGGACUGAAUACAGCAUCCUUACCAUGGAGCCAGACAAUCUGGAAUUAAUCUUUGACUUUUUUGAGGAAGAUCUUAGUGAAGCAGUGAUACAAGGAGAUGCCCUUCCAGGCCAUGUGGGCUCUGCGUGUUUGCUGUCCUCCACAAUUGCAGAAUUGGAAAAGAGCUGUGGUAAUCUCACACUUCCUAUCAUGAGCCGAAGUUCACGAAAAACCAUUGGAAAAGUUAGAGUUAACUAUAUAAUUAUUAAGCCAAUUCAAGGAUACUCAUGUGACGCGCGAACUUCGUUUUGCAAAUACUGGAAACCGAGAGGAGGGCUGGACGUGGGACAUCGAGGUGCAGGAAACUCUACAACUACCACGAAGCUUGCUAAACUUCAAGAGAAUACAGUUGCAUCUUUAAAGAAUGCUGCUAAACACGGAGCAGCCUUUGUGGAGUUCGAUGUACAUCUUUCUAAAGAUCAUGUUCCGAUAAUAUAUCAUGAUCUUACCUGCUGUAUUGCCAUGAAAAAGAAAGAUGAAACUGAGCCAUUGGAACUGUUUGAGAUUCCAGUGAAAGAGCUGACAUUUGCCCAACUGCAGUUAUUAAAGCUGGCGCAUGUGACUGCCUUGAAAUCUAAAGACAGCCAAGAAUCAUUUAAAGAAGACGAAAAUGUUCCUUCUGACAUGCAGCCAUUCCCCUCUCUCCAAACUGUAUUAGAAGCUAUUCCUGAAAAUGUUGGGUUUAAUAUAGAAAUAAAAUGGAUCUGUCAGCAAAGAGAUGGGAUAUGGGAUGGUAAUCUUUCAACCUACUUCGACAUGAAUGUCUUUCUAGAUAUAAUUUUGAAAACUGUUCUGCUAAAGGCUGGAAGGAGGAGAAUUAUAUUUUCUUCUUUUGAUGCAGACAUAUGUACAAUGGUCAGGCAGAAACAAAAUAAAUAUCCCAUAUUGUUUCUAACUCAAGGAAAAUGUGAGAGUUACCCAGAACUGAUGGAUCUCAGAUGUCGUACAACAUCUAUUGCUAUGAGCUUUGCAAAAUUUGAAAAUCUCCUGGGAAUCAAUGCAAAUACAGAAGAGUUGCUACAGAAUCCAUCAUUUAUUGAUGAGGCAACUUCUAAAGGCUUGGUUGUCUUCUGCUGGGGUGAUGAGGCAAAUGACCCAGAGAACCGGAAGAAGCUGAGAGAACAUGGUGUUCAUGGUCUGGUAUAUGACAGGAUUUAUGACUGGAUGCCUGAACAGCCGAAUAUAUUCCAGACAGAGCAGCUAGAACGAUUGAAGAAAGAGGUACCAGAGCUGAAAAGCUGCAUUUGUCCCACUGUUAGCCACUUCAGUACUGUAGGUCUGUGUAGAUGUCGCACUGGCUCUAUAAAUGCAAGAAUGGCAGAAAGCACGGAGAGUUUCUAGCCGUCUCCAUGCAGAACAGAGCACACGCUUCAGGCGCACAUUUGCAGUUCUCUCCACGGAACAAAGCUACUAAUGCCUUGCCUGUUCUUGUCUCCCGAAGAAGCAAUAACUUGUGGUCUGCAGUAGUACAUUAAAGAGUUGUUGCUGGAUUGUUGAAUCACACUGAGAUGCUUGGUCAGUGGUAAUGAUUGGUUUGUCUUCUCGUAUACUCAGAACUGAUUGAUUUUCAGAUGAAAUCUGUGUACUGUAACACACCAAUCUGAUUUCUGAGCAAUCCAAAGUGCAAUAGCUGCAUGUUGCUAGGAUCUGAGCUGCCAAAUGUCCUUGAAUAAAUGAUUUAACUCCAAGAUUAGUCUGAUUUACAUUACCAGUGAAAACAGUACUGUGUAGAACUUGGCCUGCAGAAAGAGGACCUCCAAUGCAUGCAUUUGCACUGAUGCAUGCAUCUAUGCAUAUGUGUGACAUCACAUUGCACAACUGCAGUUAAGUCUCUUUUUUCCAUUGCCUUCAGGUUACCGUUAUCUUUGUGUGCGCGCGUGUUGGUUGUGGUUUUUGUGGGUUUUUUUCAUCUCAGUAUACAUUGCAAUGAAUGAUGUAGUGUCUGUGUAUUAGCCUACAGGUGUGAAAAGUUCCUUUUCUCUCCUGCAUUUUGUAUCCAGAUUUUGCUGAAGCUCUGAAGAUUGUAAAUCACUAUAUACCAAAUUGCCAGCACCUGACCAUAGGGUUAAAAAACAAAACAACGUAUCAUUGUACUUAAUGGAGCCAGUAAGUACUAAGCAUGAAGCGCACUCUGCAGCAGUCCUUGUGCACUUGUGGUGCUAAAAAGGUGCAAGGGUAAUAAGGGCUGCAUAAAAAUGCUGAGUCUUUGCUGCUGGGAAACCGUAAACUUCUGUGUAUAGUUAAACGGAGGCUUUGGGCGUCUCACUAUCUUUGGCCGCUAAUAGAUGUGUGUUGAAAGCUAGGUUUGAUUUUUUUUUUAAAGCAUGUAAUAGGCUGUUGAACUUUAACCACUGGCUACUGUACAUUACGUAUAACUUAUUCAGAAAUUAUGGCAUAGAGUUACCUUGUCGCUUUGUGUUUGCCCGUCUUUAAACCCGCAUCCCCCCUACAAUAGCAGACAAUUGAAGCCUGAUAAUCUGUAACUUUUUGCAAAGUGUUACGCGCAAAAUGAAAUUGAAAAAGUAUUUAUUUUUUUUUCUGCCUGUGGCAAAUCAGCCACUUUAAAACAAUACACGUGUAUAAUACAAAUUUUGUCACUGCUGUACAAAGUUGAUUGUGUAAGAGUUCAAUAAAUACAAGUCUGUACUUGCGUGCUUGGUCUGUACUGCUGAAUUGUGGGGCGGGGGGAGAGAUGGCAGGGAUGUUUCCAAUCACUUUAUACUGAAAUUCUCUUCCUCCAUAAGCAGCACACUGUUUAGUCCUCUGGGAACAAUCUUUUAAAAAUAAAAUGUAUUUUAUAUCUAAA